This is a messenger RNA of Bufo bufo (common toad), 2079 nucleotides long. It is a transcript of the gene CCDC50, whose product is annotated as coiled-coil domain containing 50. The record is from RefSeq and is a predicted model, not a curated record. The coding region runs from base 199 to 1578 and encodes 459 amino acids. Lineage: Eukaryota; Metazoa; Chordata; Amphibia; Anura; Bufonidae. Gene Ontology annotation, cellular component: cytoplasm. The transcript has 12 exons. Gene Ontology annotation, molecular function: ubiquitin protein ligase binding.
CCUCCCGAGCACAUGAUGUCAUGCGAUUGUUUCCGUCGCCCAGCCCUGCACGUAUUUUGUCCUCUCUCCCUCGCCAUACAAUGCUAGUAAGGCUUUCCUGACUACAUUGGACAGCUUUCCAUCUCGUCCAUCGUGCGAUCUGAUCAGCCGCCGAUGACGGCCCCCGGCCUGUGGGCUGAAUGACGGAGGGCCGCAGACAUGACUGAAGUCACUAUCGACAGCUCCAAGCUGCCCGGAGUCAAGGAAGUAUGUAAAGAUUUUGCGGUGCUGGAAGAUCACAGUCUUGCACAUUCCUUACAGGAACAGGAAAUUGAACAUCAUCUCGCGACAAAUGUAAAGAGGAACCGCUUGGUGAAACAUGACCUAAAAGUGGCCAAACAACUUCAGGAAGAAGAGGACCUAAGAGCACAAGCCCAGAUUAAACACCAUCAGGAUGAACUUGAACUUCUAGAUGGUGAAAUUGCUCAGGAAAUUCAAGAAAAGCUGGUGAUUGACGCAGAACGCAAGCGUUUGCAGGAGGAAAAGGAUAAGGAUAUUGCUCGAAUAUUGCAAGAAAGAGAAGAAAAAAGGAGAAAGAAAUAUCCCCCACGGAGCCCAGAAGAACAUUAUCAGCCUGACCAUGAAGGCCACCAUAGGGGUAGGCGUAAAGAACCUAUAUCUGAAUAUGAUAGAUCUCAUAGGCAUGAAAGGCGUGAGCCAAAUCGAAAGGAAAGGGGCACUCCUAAAUCUGAGCGGUCCACUCCUAAAUCUGAGCGGUCUUCCAACUAUGAUGAUGAUGAUAGAAAACGGGGACGAUCAGCUGAACCAAGAUCACUUCCCAGAGAUAACACUUACUUACCAAGUCAUGAAAAUCAUAUCAGUAAGACUUCUGCUAAAAAAGACAGACCUCAAAGGCCACCACCUCCUAGAACAAGUAAACGUGAGGAUCAUGAUGACGAGAAUGCAGAUGAACUGUAUCCUACUGAAAACCUGCCACGAAGGGUGAGAUCUCAAAGUCAUGACCUGGGCACUAAACAUUCUGAUAUUAGAGAACAUCAGGACAGUGCCCACAAAAGAGGUACUGGGGGUGACCACGAGUAUGAGAGGCGCAGGCGGAGAACACCUUCUCCACAAGAUGAAAGGCGAUACAGAGAAUCAGGUCAUCACUCAAAAGGUCACCGAGAGAGCCCUCAGACUAGAAACCGAGAUACACGGGAUUCUGAAAUUGCUAGGAGACUUCAGGAAGAAGAGAUAAGGGUGAAUACUGAAGAUUACAGAGCGGCACAAUUGGCUCAAGAUGAGGAACUGGCACGUUGGCUAAUGGAGAAAGAACAACAAUCAUAUAAGAAGUCUAAAGGAAGGGAAAAGACGUCAGACAGAAAGAGGCCAGAUGAGCGGGAGUUGAGUUCAUAUGAGCAUGGUAGACCGCGAUCAAGAGAUGAACAACACCGUUCCCGUAGUGAUAAACCAUACAGGCCGCUUCCUCCAGCACCUGAUGAAGAUCAUGGUGAGGAUUACCAAAACCUUAAUCCUCAUAGCUCCCCAAGAUCCGGCUCAAAGUCACAGUCCUCCCAUAAGGGCUCCCACUAUAGACAAUGAAAAUGGGUCCAUUUUGCCAUUGAUGCUCACAAGACUAAAGAAACCCCAUUACUGAUGCAUCAUGGCACGGAUUGUCUGGUCAGACCUGUGUCUACCCCACUCUUGACAAACACUGUGCAGCAUUAUAUGGCUUCAAGCAGCUAGCCACGCUUAUAUUGCAUAUGAAAGGACUACAUAGUAACUAGACUUUCAAAAGUGACUCUGUUGGGAAAUCCUUGCUGUUUGUAGUCUUGUUUGCCACAAAUAUUAGCUACUGUAAUUUGUACUAUUAAUGUGAACAAGCAAACCUACUGUGGCUGGCCUUUUAUAGAAGCUCUUACCAUACAAGCAAUGAAAACUCUCGUUCUGAUGCUUACAUUCUAUCAAGCCUUGCAGGGUCUCCGUUUACUUAGAAUUAAUCAGCCAGACUAAUGACAUCAAUUCUGGUUUGAAUCAAUGCUUGUGAGAAUAAGUUCUGUCAAUUAACUAGUAAUUAGUAGUAUCAUGGAGCCGGAAAGAAGA